Chinchilla lanigera (long-tailed chinchilla) is the source of this 1851-nucleotide messenger RNA. RefSeq names its product interferon-induced guanylate-binding protein 1-like. The coding region runs from base 54 to 1829 and encodes 591 amino acids. Lineage: Eukaryota; Metazoa; Chordata; Mammalia; Rodentia; Chinchillidae. The transcript has 11 exons. Gene Ontology annotation, molecular function: GTP binding; GTPase activity. The record is from RefSeq and is a predicted model, not a curated record.
CACCUAACCUGAGCCUACACCAGGGGAAGAGCAGACCAGAACACACACUGGACAUGGCCUCUCAGACCCACAUGCAAGCCCCAGUGUGCCUCAUUGAGAACACUGAAGGGCAGCUGAAGGUGAAUCAGGAAGCUCUGAAGAUCCUGUCUGCUGUCACCCAGCCUGUUGUAGUGGUUGCCAUCGUGGGCCUCUACCACACAGGCAAAUCCUACCUGAUGAACAAGCUGGCUGGAGAGAAAGAGGGCUUCUCUCUGGGAUCCACAGCGCAGGCUCACACCAAAGGAAUCUGGAUGUGGUGUGUGCCUCAUCCCAAGAAGCCAAACCAGACUCUAGUUCUGCUUGACACCGAGGGCCUGGGAGAUGUUGAGAAAGGUGACAAUCAGAAUGACUCCCAGAUCUUCACUCUGGCCAUACUUCUGAGCAGCACCUUUGUGUAUAACAGCAUGGGAGCCAUCAACCAGCAGGCCAUGGACCAACUGCACUAUGUGACUGGACUGACAGACCGAAUCAGAGCAAAGUCCGCACCCAACACAAGUGAAGUUCAAAACUCAGCUGACUUUGUGAGCUUCUUCCCAGACUUUGUGUGGACACUGAGAGAUUUCUCCCUACUAUUAGAAAAAGAUGGAGGUUCCAUCUCUCCAGACAUCUACCUUGAGAAUUCCCUGAAGCUAAAGCAAGGUACUGAUGAGAAACUUAAAAAUUAUAAUCUCCCCCGACUCUGCAUCCGAGAGUUCUUCCCAAAGAGGAAAUGCUUUAUCUUCGAUAGACCCACUCAUGGAAAGCAGCUGGCCCAGCUCGAAACACUGCAUAAUGUUAAGCAGGAUUCUGAAUUCGUGGAGCAAGUUGCAGAAUUCUGUUCUUACAUCUUCAGCUAUUCCAGGACUAAAACUCUUCCAGGAGGCAUCCAGGUCAAUGGACCUUAUCUAGAGAGCCUGGUGCAGACCUAUGUCACUGCCAUCAGCAGUGGGGAUCUGCCCUGCAUGGAGAAAACAGUCCAGGCCUUGGCCCAGACAGAGAACUCAGCUGCAAUGAGGACAGCCUUAGAACACUAUGACCAGCAGAUGGGCCAGAAGGUGCAGCUGCCCACAGACACACUUCAGGAGCUGCUGGACCUGCACAGGGCCUGUGAGAGGGAGGCCAUUCAGAUCUUCAUCAACCAUUCUUUCAAAGAUGUUGACCAAGAAUGUCAAAAGCAAUUGGCAGCCCAGCUAGAAAAAAGGCGAGAUGACUUUUGUGAACAGAAUAUGGAAGCAUCUUCAAAUCACUGUUUAGCUUUACUUCAGGAUAUUUUCAGUCCCCUAGAAGCAGAGGUGAAUCAAGGAACUUAUUCUAAACCAGGGGGCUACCGUCUCCUUAUUCAGAAGGUACAAAACCUGAAGAAAAAGUACCAAGAAGAACCCAGGAAGGGGAUACAGGCUGAAGAGGUUCUGCAGGAAUAUUUGCAGUCCAAGGAGGAUGUGAGUCUGGUCAUUCUAUGGGCAGACAAAACUCUCAAAGAGAAAGAAAAGAAAUUCGAAGUGGAACGUGUGAAAGCUGAAUCUGAAGAGGCUGCUGCAAAAAUGCAGGAGGAAAGGCAAAAGAGGAAUCAGGAGAUGCGAGAGCAGAAAGAGAAGAGCCAUCAGGAGCAUAUCAACCAGCUGACUAAGACGAAGGCAAAGGAGAGGGCCCAGCUGCUAAAAGAGCAAAUGGAGACUCUAGAUGUUAAACUCCAGGAACAAGCCAAACUACUAAGAGAAGGAUUCUCAAAUGAAAGCAGACAACUUCAAAAUGAGAUACAGAAUCUCAGAGCAGGCAUGGAAAAUUCGGGUGAUAUAUGUGUCAUGCCCUAAAGACCUAAAGAAUAAAGCACAG